UGCCGAGCGUAGACGAUCUUUGUUUCAAACAUGGCGGCCAGCAUGUGAAUGUCAUGCCAUGUCAAUCCACUGCCUCAAUGUCUUCAUGUGUGUUUAUAGUCUGUGCGUGAAGGCUGACAUGUGAACUACAUGUUGCGGGAUUGUGUCUUCAUUCACCGCAGACACGUAAGAACCGGGAGCAACACAACUCUGUAGCUGCACUGCUGUCACAUUAGCAUUCUAGCUAACCAGCUAACCGGACGGAACAGCGAUGGAAGCGGACCAACAGAUCAGAAACCUGCGGGAUUUCCUGCUCGUCUACAACCGGAUGACUGAAACCUGCUUCCAGCGCUGCAGCAGCAACUUCAACUACAGGAACCUCACGAUGGACGAGGAGCGUUGCCUGGACAGCUGUGCGGGGAAGCUGAUUCGCUCUAACCACCGCAUGAUGGGCGCCUACGUGCAGCUGAUGCCUCGGAUGAUGCAGCGCCGGAUGGACGAGAUGGAGAGCAAGGCUGCGGAGAACGCCAUAGCCGCAGAGGCAGCUGCGGCUGCAUCUCUGGAGCUUCCUGCUGCAGACGCCUCAUCAGCAUCUCAAAUCCCUGUCGACGUGUCUCUACCCCCACAAAUACCUGCACUGUUACCCUCUGUAGCGACUGAUGUUGGACUAGAGGCACAAGGCUCAGUCAUAAAGCCAUCAGGGUUAGAUAUUCCUUUUGAGCUGGAUGCUGCUUUUUCCAAACCCACUGCAGCCACAGAAGUCAGUUUCUCAGCAGCCACUCUGCUCACACCUGCAACUGAAGCCGUGAAUCUUCCAGUAUUUAAUGAAGCUGCCAGUGGACCAUCUUUUACAGAAGUCUUUCCACAGCUGCCCGUAGCCAGUGUCCAAACUGAGUCAGUGAGCUCAAUGCCUGUGUUAAUGCCAUCUACAACAUCCUCACUAUCAGUAGACAUGCCUGUGUCAACUGUCUCUGCACCUACUGUGUCGAGCCAAGAGAGAGCGCCAGAGGCUCCUCCUGCGUCAGGCCAGUAAUGAUGCCCAGUCUGGGUGGAGUCCCAACUCCCACCACAAACAACCUGAAUCUCCCAAGUUACUCAUCACUGAUCGUUCCAAAUGUGAUAUUAUUCUCUGUAUUGCUGAAAGGAAUAGUUGAUACGGAGAUUAACAUAAAUUCUAAAAUAAGUUGUAUGAUAAAAUCAUGUCAUAUAAUCUCUCCAUUUCUCUCCAAUGUGAGCAUUUGCUUUAUUUCUGUGUUUUCACAACAUAUUUUAACAAUGUGUUUUUUCACAAUUAGUUUUUACAAAACUAACUUGAAAACCUCAAUAUAGACUCUGGCAACUUGUGACAGGGGAAGUCCCAUGUAUUAUAAUACUAUUUUGUUUUAUAAGCAGCAAUUACAAGAAUGCAUUUGUUCUAACUGGAUAUGAGUGUGUCUGUGCAGUGGUAGUGACCGGUCUGCAGUCAUGGAUUGUGGAGUCCUGGUCGAAUAAGACUUGAGUCUGGACUUUCAAAAGCCUGGAUGGUGCAGUCUGAUGAUUCUUGACACAAUUGUUGAGUAGUUUGACAACAACAGCAAGAAUGAUGAUUAUCACUUAUAAUAAAAAAAUAGUUUUCAGUCAA
Messenger RNA from Hippoglossus stenolepis (Pacific halibut), 1600 nucleotides. RefSeq names its product translocase of inner mitochondrial membrane 10 homolog B (yeast) (gene timm10b). Lineage: Eukaryota; Metazoa; Chordata; Actinopteri; Pleuronectiformes; Pleuronectidae. Bases 251 to 1012 code for a protein of 253 amino acids. Gene Ontology annotation, cellular component: mitochondrial intermembrane space chaperone complex. The record is from RefSeq and is a predicted model, not a curated record. The transcript is spliced from 3 exons.